AUGUCUAACAGCGUACAAGCGAAUAUCACAAUGCACAGAACUCACAGCGUACCGAUGCAGUUCGGCUGUCCAUCCCAACACACGCCACCAUCAACGCCAACCAUUGCUGUUGAACAAAAUGUGCAUGCUCAGCAUUACAACGAAGGAUUGCUCGGUGUUCAGCAGGAUCUCCAGAAAAUCUCCAAAUUUGUGGCUGAGCAAGACACAAUCAUCAAAAUUCGAGACCGCCAAAUCUUCGAUGCGAAUGCCAGCAAGGUCUCCGCGAUUGCUGAAAAACAAAAGGAGUGGGAGCGCUUUCAUCAGCAAGAGAAGACUAUUUGGGAUAAUAAGGAGGCAAGGCUUACGAUAGCUCGGGAGAACGCUGAUGCACUUGCAUUGGACAAUGACCGCGCGCUCAAGCGUGCUCGAGAAGAUCACGAGCAGGCAUUGAAGAAUGUCGAAGAGCAACACAAGGAUGAGGUUGGCGGCGUGAAGCGAAAAGCUGAUGAGGAGCUGGAAUCUGAGCGUAAGAAGUUACGGGCAUUUUCACUCACCAUCAAGCACACCGUCGAGGAGAAGAGCAGUAUUGAGCAAGAAUUGGCACAAGAGCGAGAACAAUACGCCUCCGAUCACGACAAGUGGCAGGAUGAUAUUCAUGAUCUUCAACAGGAGAUCAACAAGAUCAACGAGGAAAAGAAGGAAGUUCAGAAUCACCACACCGAGACACGGAAAACGCUGCUUGACGAGCAGCAGAAGCUACGUGAGCUCAAGAAAACCUUGGUCGAUCUCAAAGAGGAACUGGCCAACAAGGAGACCGCGUACAAUGAGCUGAAGACAGAACACCAAAGUCUUGACGAACGUUUCCAGAAUCUUGAGGCAUCACACAAGGACCUGCAGAAGGAAUGCGAAAGUCUCACAACCAAAUGCAAAAACCACAACGAGGAUCGCGAACAGGCUGUGAAGCUGUGUCAAGCAAAGCAUAAAGAGCUUACGCAGGAGAAGAAUCUUCGUCUUCAGGCUGAGCAGAAACUCCAACCCGAGGUGAAGGCACGGCAGAUGGCGGAACAGCAACACGCCACGGCUGAACGAGAAUUGUCAACUACAAAAACGAAGCUUGAGACGAAAGAGAGAGCUCUCGAGAGAGGUCGUGAUGCCUAUACAAGGCAGCAGAAAGAGAUCACUGCGCUGAAGAGGGAGGUGGCUAGUCUGACAACGACAGCGCAGGAGCGAUUGGCCGACGAAGAAGCUGCAAAAAAUGAGCUCCAGAAGGUGCAAGCUGACCUCGCUGCCUGCGAGCUCUCGCUGGAGACGCUGGCAAGUGAUGAACGUGUUGCAAAACAGGAGUUGCAGGAUGUGAAGGGCAAGCUUGACACAUCGCAGACCGAGCUGAGAGGUAUGAGGCGCGCCGCAGAAGGCUACAAAGCUACACUGCUGAAAUUGGGCGAGAACAUGAAUCUCGCAGCUAUGCUGCAAGGUCUUGCGCCUGAUCAGAAGUGGUCUUUGCCGCAGAAGCUCAAGUUAUGGGAGGGCGGGCGACGUCGAUCGAAGUAG
Molecule: messenger RNA, 1530 nt
Organism: Cercospora beticola
Lineage: Eukaryota; Fungi; Ascomycota; Dothideomycetes; Mycosphaerellales; Mycosphaerellaceae
Source: RefSeq, a predicted model, not a curated record